CCUGCUGCCGGCUCCCUCUCGCCCUCCCCUCCCCACCCUGCUGUGAUGACCCCAAGCUCCUACCGGGCCUCUUUACUGCUGCUGCCCCUCCUCCGUUCCCUUUUGUUUCUUUGUUGUCAUUGCUGUUGGGUGCAGUUGAGUAAAUUCUGACUCAUAGUGAUCCCGUGUGAUGGAGUCGCCUGCCCCAUAGGGUUCUCUAGGCUGUAAUCUUUAUGAAAGCAGAUGGCCAGGAAGCAGAUCUCUAGGUCUUCUCCGGCAGAGCUGCUGAGUGGGUUCAAACUGUCAUCCUUCCAGUUGGCAGCCAAGUGCUUAACCAUGGCGCCAUCAGGGCUCCAUCCUCUCUCCGUUAUUCCUGAAUCCUGUCCCCAGACCCUCAGCUGCCUCUUCACACUUUGCUGCCCUUGGCCCCUGUCCCCGUCGCCCCUGGCCAGGGCCAGGAGGUGUGCGGGGCUGAGUCACUGCUCUGCGGGGGACAUGUGUGGGCAGCCGGGUUUGAGAUGACAGCUUUCCCAUCAGCGACUCCUUCCGGGCCUCCAUCCUGGGUGCUGGGGCCACUCCCCGAGGUCAGCAGAGCGAGGGACCGCUCAGAAGGCAGGGCCCAGCUUCCUGUUUGCAGCUUUCUUAAAAUGACCUGGUUUCUAGAAGGGCCACAGGCAGGGAGAAUCAGUUUCAGUUUCUGUGGCUGGGAAGCAGGAGACGGGAGCUGUUUCCUCACCCCUAGUCCUCACCUUGUCAUACUGUGAUUCAGUGGGGGACAGACAGAUUCCUAGCAGCCCUGGGCCACUGUCCUGCCCUCCAACGGUCCACUCUCCCAGGACGCUCACUCCCCGGACACUCGGCAGACUGGAAGGUGUUUCCGGGGACCAGAUUUUGGUUUCUUCACUUCCACAGUUCAGGUCGUGAGUGGCAGGAAGGCUGCCCUGCUUGACCUGGAGCCCGCCCAGCUGUCCUUCCAUCUGUCCAUCCGUCUGCCUCUCGGCAGGGCCAACGCUUGGCCCCAGAGCAUCUGUGCCGAGUCAGGAAAGAACUACAACAUGCUCUAAAGACCUCUGCAUCCAGACCAAGGACGCCGCCGGCCAAGCUGCAGACUCUGAAGCAAAUGCAUGCUGACACCUCCUGAGGACCUGGGGCUCUCCUGACGCUGGAGAUACAGCUGCGAGUGAGGCAGAAAACAGCAAAAAGGAAUCAGCGAAGCCUCAUGCCCACCAUGGCCUCUGCCAACAAGAAUGGUGGCAGCGUCUCCUCCGUGUCCAGCAGCCGCCUGCAGAGCCGGAAGCCGCCCAACCUGUCCAUCACCAUCCCACCACUCGAGGCCCAGGCCCCUGGCGAGCAGGACAGCAUGCUGCCCGAGAGGCCUAAGAUUCCUGCCUACUUGAAGAGCGUCAGCCUGCAGGAGCCACGGGGACGAUGGCCAGAGGGCAGCGCCGAGAAGCGCCCUGGCUUCCGCCGCCAGGCCUCCCUGUCCCACAGCAUCCGCAAGGGCACGGCCCAGUGGUUUGGGGUCAGCGGCGACUGGGAAGGGAAGCGGCAGAACUGGCAGCGUAAGAGCCUGCACCACUGCAGCGUGCGCUACGGCAAGCUGAAGGCCUCCUGCCAGCGCGACCUGGAGCUGCCCAGCCAGGAGGUGCCUUCCUUCCAGGGCAUCGAGUCCCCCAAACCCUGCAAGAUGCCCAAGAUCGUCGACCCGUUGGCCCGGGGCCGGGCCUUCCGCCACCCCGACGAGGUGGACCGGCCCCACGCCCCGCACCCCCCGCUGACCCCGGGCGUCCUGUCCCUCACCUCCUUCACCAGCAUCCGCUCUGGCUAUUCCCACCUGCCCCGCCGCAAGAGGAUAUCUGUGGCUCACAUGAGCUUUCAAGCUGCCGCCGCCUUCCUCAAGGGGCGCUCGGUGCUGGACGCUGCCGGACAGCAGCGCCGGCUGGUCAAGCGCAGCUUUGCCCACCCCAGCUUCCUGGACGAGGACGUGGUCGAUGGGGCAGACACGUUCGACUCCUCGUUUUUUAGUAAGGAAGAAAUGAGCUCCAUGCCUGAUGAUGUGUUUGAGUCUCCCCCGCUCUCUGCCAGCUACUUCCAAGCAAUGCCGCGUUCAGCCUCCCCGGUCUCCGCUGAUGGGGUGCAGAUCCCUCUGAGGGAAUGCAGCCGCGCACCAGUCCCGGCGGCCAGGCGUGGCAAGCGCAUUGCCUCCAAGGUGAAGCACUUUGCCUUCGACCAGAAGAAGCGGCACUACGGCCUGGGCAUGGUGGGCAGCUGGCUGAACCGCAGCUACCGCCGCAGCAUCAGCAGCACUGUGCAGCGGCAGCUGGAGAGCUUCGACAGCCACCGGCCAUACUUCACCUACUGGCUGACCUUUGUCCACGUCAUCAUCAUGCUGCUGGUGAUCUGCACGUAUGGCAUUGCACCCCUGGGCUUCGCCCAGCACGUCACCACCCAGCUGGUGUUAAGGAACAAAGGUGUGUACGAGAGCGUCAAGUACAUCCAGCAGGAGAACUUCUGGAUCGGCCCCAGCUCGAUCGACUUGAUCCACCUGGGCGCCAAGUUCUCCCCCUGCAUCCGGAGGGACGAGCAGAUCGAGCAGCUGGUGCGGCGGGAGCGGGACCUGGAGCGGGACUCGGGCUGCUGCGUCCAGAACGACCACUCAGGCUGCAUCCAGACCCAGCACAAGGACUGCUCGGAGACUUUGGCCACUUUCGUCAAGUGGCAAGGUGACACCGGGCCCCCCAUGGACAAGUCUGACCAGGGCCAGAGGCGGACGUCGGGGGCCGUGUGUCACCAAGACCCCAGAACCUGCGAGGAGCCGGCCUCCAGCGGUGCUCACAUCUGGCCAGAUGACAUCACCAAGUGGCCGAUCUGCACGGAGCAGUCCAGGAGCAACCACACGGGCUUCCUGCACGUGGACUGCCAGAUCAAGGGCCGGCCCUGCUGCAUUGACACCAAGGGCAGCUGUGAAAUCACCACCCGGGAAUACUGUGAGUUCAUGCACGGCUAUUUCCACGAAGAAGCCACGCUCUGUUCCCAGGUGCACUGCUUGGACAACGUGUGUGGGCUGCUGCCCUUCCUCAACCCCGAGGUCCCCGAUCAGUUCUACCGGCUCUGGCUGUCUCUGUUCCUGCAUGCUGGUGUCGUGCACUGCCUGGUGUCCGUGGUCUUCCAAAUGACCAUCCUACGGGACCUGGAGAAGCUGGCCGGCUGGCACCGCAUCUCCAUCAUCUUCAUCCUGAGCGGCAUCACCGGCAACCUCGCCAGCGCCAUCUUCCUGCCGUACCGCGCGGAGGUGGGCCCAGCCGGCUCGCAGUUCGGCCUCCUCGCGUGCCUCUUCGUGGAGCUCUUCCAGAGCUGGCAGUUGCUGGAACGGCCGUGGAAAGCCUUCCUGAACCUGUCAGCCAUCGUGUUCUUCCUGUUCGUCUGCGGCCUCCUGCCCUGGAUCGACAACAUUGCCCACAUCUUCGGCUUCCUCAGCGGCCUGCUGCUGGCCUUCGCCUUCCUGCCCUACAUCACCUUUGGCACCAGUGACAAGUACCGCAAGCGUGCCCUCAUCCUGGUGUCCCUGCCGGUCUUCGCCGGCCUCUUCGCCUCCCUGGUCAUCUGGCUCUAUGUCUACCCCAUCAACUGGCCCUGGGUCGAGUAUCUCACCUGCUUCCCUUUCACCAGCCGCUUCUGUGAGAAGUACGAGCUGGACCAGGUGCUGCACUGACCCGCCGGGCCGGCCAGGCCACGCCACUUAUCCUCA
Molecule: messenger RNA, 3727 nt
Organism: Trichechus manatus latirostris (Florida manatee)
Lineage: Eukaryota; Metazoa; Chordata; Mammalia; Sirenia; Trichechidae
Gene: RHBDF2
Product: rhomboid 5 homolog 2
Exons: 20
Coding region: 1199-3691 (830 amino acids)
Biological process (GO): regulation of protein secretion; regulation of epidermal growth factor receptor signaling pathway
Cellular component (GO): endoplasmic reticulum membrane
Molecular function (GO): serine-type endopeptidase activity
Source: RefSeq, a predicted model, not a curated record